AUGCCCUCCUCCGCCGCCGCGCCGGCGACGCACCGCCUGCGCCUCUGGUGGCGCCGCCUCGGCCGCCGCGGCGCCACCGCCGGGGCAGCAGCGUUCGUCGCCGCGCUCCUCGCCGCCGCCUUCUUCUUCCUGGCCCUCUCGCCCGACGCUUCCGCUCCGGCCACCUCAUACCCGUCCUACGGCCACCGCCUCCCCACGCUCGUCGGCCUCACCCUCGUCGACGGCGCCAAGGACCAGGGCGCGGUGUGCCUCGACGGGACUCCGCCUGGGUACCACUGGCUGCCGGGGUUCGGGGAGGGGUCCGACAGAUGGCUCCUCCACUUGGAGGGUGGGAGCUGGUGCAGGAAUCUGACCGUGUGUGGUCAGCGCAAGAAAACUAAUCUUGGUUCCUCUGACUACAUGGAAAGGCGGGCUGAGUUCGUCGGCAUUCUGAGCGACGACGAGUUGCAGAAUCCAGAUUUUUACAAUUGGAAUAAAGUUAAGGUAAGGUAUUGUGAUGGCGCGUCAUUUUCUGGAAACGUCGAAGAUGAAUUUCAGGACGGGACCAGUUUCUACUUCAGAGGACAGCGUAUCUGGGAAGCAGUCAUGCGUGAACUGUUAUCCAAGGGUCUAUCCCGUGCUAAAGAGGCUUUUCUUACGGGCUGCUCGGCUGGUGGUCUAUCCACUUACAUUCACUGUGAUGACUUCCGUGCACUUGUACCAAAGGCGUCCACUGUUAAGUGUCUAGCCGAUGGUGGUUUUUUUCUAGACGUAAAAGACAUAUCUGGGAGAAGGUAUAUGCGCAGCUUCUAUAAUGACGUUGCUCGUCUCCAGGAUGUGCGGAAAAACCUUAUUCAUUGCAGUUCAGAUAUGGAGCCAGGGCAGUGCUUUUUUCCACGGGAAGUUGCAAAAGGCAUCAGCACCCCAAUGUUUAUUCUCAAUCCAGCAUAUGAUGUUUGGCAGGUUGAACAUGUCUUGUCUCCAGAAGGGUCCGACCCUGAACGUUUGUGGGAAAAUUGCAGACUGGAUAUUACUAAAUGUGAUGCAAAACAGCUUGAAACUCUCCAAGGCUUCAGGAGAGAAUUGCUUGAUGCUAUAAGUGAUUUUAAGAAGAAAAAGGACUGGGGCAUGUUCAUUGACUCAUGCUAUAUACACUGUCAGUCAAUGAACCCCUUGACUUGGCACUCUCCAUCUGCCCCUAGAAUCAAUAACAAGACCAUUGCUGAAUCGGUGGGAGACUGGUUCUUCAACCGGCGAGAGGUGAAGGAAAUCGACUGUGAAUAUCCCUGCAACCCGACAUGCCACAACACGGUUCUCAGUCGACCGUACAAGGAAGCGUGACGACGUUUUCGCUGUAUCAUUUUGGUGACUUCCAGCACACUUUGCACCUCGUGUAGUUACCAAUAGGCGAUAGUUGAUUUUUUUUUUUCCUGAGGGAACACAGUGAGCUUGGAGCUGAUUCACACAUGUACUUGACCGCUGUUGAAACAUACGAACGCGCAUUUGCAUGA
Molecule: messenger RNA, 1490 nt
Organism: Lolium rigidum
Lineage: Eukaryota; Viridiplantae; Streptophyta; Magnoliopsida; Poales; Poaceae
Product: pectin acetylesterase 5-like
Exons: 11
Coding region: 1-1320 (439 amino acids)
Molecular function (GO): hydrolase activity
Source: RefSeq, a predicted model, not a curated record